UCUAGAGAUUAAUUUGCAUAAUGUAGUUCCGUCAAGUGGGUCAUGAGAUCGGUGGGCGUAGCAGCUGCAGUGCUUUAGUGUCGUCUUGGAUGUCUCUGAAUCAACCCGCUUCAAACCUAACUGACUUCCAUUUGUGGCUGGGUGAUCCAAAGUACCAUGGCUGCUCAAUCUGAAGCAGCCUGCCAGACUGAUGUCCCUACCAUGAUGCAACAGGAGGCACAGGUACCCACCCCCUCAGCUGCAACAGAAUCCCCACAACGAACUGGAGCCAUCGGAAACAUGGGCACAGUCAGCGGUAGAAACAAUCCUACCAUUGUUGGUUCAAAUGUAGUCAACUUCUACAGCUCGGCGUCGGAUGGAGCAGGAGUAAAUCCACAGAGUCAGAAACCAGACCAAGUAUCGAGAGUGGGGGAUCUCAACCAAGAAGUCGGUAACAAGACCAGGGACAUUUUGAGGACAUGUUACAAGACAACGGGUAGCUAUGUUCAGUUGAACCCUGGGGCUCCUGACGAUCAAAGACCCAUUGUUGGCAUUUACACUAAAUUGAGUGUUAGAACAAAGAAAGGUACUGUAGAAGAAGAAUACUCUGACGAAACUGUAUAUUCCACAGAGUAUGAGAAAAUAUUGAAAGAUUGGCCUGAGACUGAGUUCAAUCGUGCUAUUUUAUUUGGCAUUGGUGGUGUCGGGAAGUCAACCAUUUUUGACAAGAUUGCAUAUGACUGGGCUGAUGAGGCAUGUGAAAUCCUGAAAAGAUUCAAGCUUGUCUUUCUUUUAAAAAUGUAUGCCCUGUUUCAAGAAUCUGAUCUUGUUGAUUCCAUUUUUGAUCAACUUUUAGGCGUAAAGUCAGGAGUAGCCAAAGUUGAACUUGAUAAAUUCAUUCAGGACAACUCAAAUAAGGUCUUGAUACUUUUGGAUGGUUUUGAUGAAAUGAGGACCAAAACACUUGAUGCAGCCUCAUUCGGGUCUACCCUAAAAGCGCUUAGUAGAACAGAAUACAGGGAUUGUUUCAUUAUUGUGUCAACGCGCCCCUCUCAUCUUGAGACACUGAUGUCAAAAUCACUUGUCCAAAAUCCUUGCACACAUGUAGAGGUUCUGGGGUUUACCAAAGAGGAUGUUAAUGAAUACAUUCUGAAAUUCUAUUGCGAAGAUCCUGAUAGUGGCAGUGCACUGAUCCAAAACAUUGAAAAAUCCAACACGCUGCUCGAUUUCUACACGAAUCCAAUGCUUCUCCUUCUCAUGUGUUUGUUGUGGAGGGAGAAAAAAACAACUCCCCGAAACAACUUCACGCCUAUUCACUGAGGCAGUUGAUUACAUGUUCACAAGAAAAGGAUAUAGCUCCGAAGAUGCAUCAAAAACAGUGAUUGCUAUAGGAAAAACUGCACUGAGUGGAUUCGUAAGUGCCGACCAGAAUUUCUCAUUUCAAAAAGAUGAGUUUGAACAAAAUGCGCUGGACCUGGCACUGAAAGCAGGCAUCCUAACCCAGCAGAGAGUUAUCAAAAACCUCAAAUGUCACAACAACAUACAAUUCAUGCACAAGACUAUUCAGGAAUACUGUGCUGGGAAAUACUUGCAAAGUGUACAUAUGUCGAACCCAGGAUUUGUAAAGCGUACGGUGUGCAAAGUUGUUCCAUUUGGAGAAUUUCAAAACAAUUUAAGGCAACUAUGUCAGACAAUUGAGGGUGUCGUUUCAAAUGAUUUCCUUUUGCGUUUUUGUUGUGGUGACAAUGAAAAGUGCAUGACUGACAUUGUUAGAUUGCUUGACCGUAAAUUCAACAAGGAUCGACAUAAGCCCAUGUACCAAUCAGACGUUAUACAAUUAAUUAGUCAACACUGUUUUUUUGAAAGCCAAUCCAAAAAGAUCCCACAAUGUCUAACCAGCGACUCACUCAUCCCAUCAGAUAUCUGGGUGAAAAACAAUACUGAUGUCCGCACUC
Molecule: messenger RNA, 1934 nt
Organism: Patiria miniata (bat star)
Lineage: Eukaryota; Metazoa; Echinodermata; Asteroidea; Valvatida; Asterinidae
Product: NLR family CARD domain-containing protein 4-like
Exons: 4
Coding region: 157-1299 (380 amino acids)
Source: RefSeq, a predicted model, not a curated record